Molecule: messenger RNA, 1460 nt
Organism: Periconia digitata
Lineage: Eukaryota; Fungi; Ascomycota; Dothideomycetes; Pleosporales; Periconiaceae
Source: the annotation of a GenBank genome assembly
UGUAUCCGUGAAUAGUCCAAAGCAUCACUCGAUUGCACAGACCAUUCUGUGACGGGCAACUUGAGCGAUAAGACCCUUCUCGAAUGAGCAUCAACACCAACUCCUUGCUUUUUGGAAAUAAUCAUCAUGUGUUGCAAGUUUGAUCUUGUUACUUGAAGGGAAUGUACUGACCUUAGCUACUCUAUAGACUUGUAUACGGCCAAGAACAGUGGCGCAGUUAUUGAAUGCUAAAAGUCUGUAUCCAAGUGAGAUGAGAGAUUGCCGCCAAGGACAGCGUUAGGUGCAUUUUCAACUACUGGUUGCCUAUGAGCUCAUCGUCAUCUUACUCCGAUCCUCCCACUUCUACCCACCACCAAUUCCAUAUCAAAUCCGCAAUGAGGCCAGAAAUAGCUGUACCAGCGGUUUCCGCUCUUGUCUACCGAGCCUAUUCACGAAAAUCCUUGACCCCCGCCGGUAUUUUUACAGCUUUCAUCACGGCCGUGGUGCACGCCAUACAUCCUUGGAGCGUCUUCUUUGCACUGCUGACCGUCUUUUUCCUGUUCGGCACUGCUGUAACAAAGAUCAAACAUGACGUAAAGGCAAAACUCACCCAAUCGGCCACGGGCGCAUCCGGCGGCGAGGGCCCUCGAAACCACAUCCAAGUGCUUGCAAACUCAUUAGUCGCAUCAAUAUUGAUCUUGCUUCAUGCUUGGCAGCUCAAGAAGGAAACCUCGCUCUCUGAAAAGGACUCCUGCUGGCCCCGAGGCAGCCAUGUUCUGGUCGUUGGCAUAGUCGCAAACUAUGCUGCGGUAGCCGCUGAUACCUUCUCCUCGGAACUUGGAAUACUUGCACAAACAAAACCACGCCUCGUCACAGCGCCGUGGCGUGUCGUUCCACCCGGCACAAAUGGAGGGGUGACCUCAACCGGCUUAGGAGCUGGCAUGCUGGGCGCUUUUAUCGUGGCUGCUACAUCCACGCUGCUCCUGCCCUUUUGCCAGGAAUGGACAAAGACCGAGAAGAUACGAUACACUCAGGCAAUUACCAUCGCUGGUCUCUGUGGAUCGAUUCUCGACUCAUACCUCGGAGCUAUCCUACAAGCAAGUGUGGUCGAUGUACACUCGGGGAAGAUUGUGGAAGGUGAUGGGGGAAGAAAGGUUCUAGUUCACUCCCACCCUUCCCACUCCAAGUCAUCCGCGGAUGUCCGAAAGAAAUUAGGUACCCGUGGGGAAGGCCAGAGUGAUGUUGCAUUUUCUUCGGGCGCCGACGCCUCUGUAAAGGCAACCCGCGCUAUGCAGAAUGCCGGAGCAAGUGGAAAUGCCGUAGCCGAUGAACACCACGAGAGCCGCAAGGUUACAGUGGGUCACGAUAUAUUGGACAACAACGGCGUGAAUCUGCUCAUGGCUGCCACGAUCAGUGUGGGGAGCAUGGUUGCCGCAAGCUUGUACUGGAACGUACCCCUGGGGAGUAUUGUUCAAAUAUAG